This is a messenger RNA of Tarenaya hassleriana, 1491 nucleotides long. RefSeq lists its product as uncharacterized. The transcript is spliced from 3 exons. Lineage: Eukaryota; Viridiplantae; Streptophyta; Magnoliopsida; Brassicales; Cleomaceae. The coding region runs from base 359 to 1042 and encodes 227 amino acids. Gene Ontology annotation, molecular function: metal ion binding. The record is from RefSeq and is a predicted model, not a curated record.
CUCAAAAAUUUACAAGGGAUUGAUGAUACUUUGUUGAGCCAUGACCGUUGACCCUCACAAGAAAUUAGUGUUUUUACCGUACAGUCUGAAACUGACACUGCAAAAAAGCUGACAAAACCAAGAUUUUUCAGUUCAAAGAAUCUCUGUCUGUCUCUCUCUCUCUCUCUCCAUCCUUAUACGUAUGGAUAUAUGUAUAUCUACAUGCAUAAAAGCUUGUUCUGUUUUAUCCUCUUAAACCACAUUUCCUUGGAAGCCGCCAAGGCGAGGAAGAAACAGCUUCUUGUUCCUGCAAAAGCCAAGGAAGAAUCAAGGAUAUACUGAAACAACAGAGAGAGAUCUCUGAACCCAGCGGAGAGAAAUGUUGAGGAACGAGUUCAAGCCCUUGAAGACAUAUGUUCUCAAGGCAAACAUCAAAUGCUGCCAAGGUUGCAAGCGGAAAGUGAAGAAGACGCUAAGUAAAGUUGAAGGUGUGUACUCGGUUGAUAUAGACACCGAGCAGCAAAUGGUGAUAGUUGUAGGGAACUUAGAUCCUGAAAUUCUCAUUAAGAAGUUGUUAAAAUCAGGCAAGCAUGCCCAGCUCUUGUUUAUGAGCCCGCACCAAAUGAACAAACUUGAACAAGCUGAGUUCAAUAACGAUAACAGAAGCUGGAGGAACAUGCAGUAUAUAAGCAGCAACAUCAAUGUCUCGGAUGAUGAAAGGCACAUUCUCAAUCAAAACAGAGAAGAAGCAUUGCCCGGAGCGGAAUCAAUGAUGGUCAAUGCAGAUAACUUUCAGAUGAACAACCCUGUGGCUAAAUCUGAAAACUUUCACAACCCAUUCCAAGAAAUGCCGGUACACAAGUAUCAACAGGUACCCUUGAAUUUAAGGAACAUGCCGCUUGGGUAUUCUAAUGAGUACCCUUCAAGAGAAACAAUGAACAUGUUCAUGGAAGGCAGGACAGAUAAUACUAUGAUGACAAUGGAUGGGAGAGGUUUCCAUGUGCAUGGAGGUCACAUGAUGAAUGAUCAAUUCAGCUACAUGCCACAUCAAUGCUACUACUGAUCAUGGUGCUUAGUGUUUCCAUUUAAUAUAUCUAAUACAUGUUAUUAGACUAAUUGCUUUCACCAUGCAGAUGAGGAGUGUGAAGGAAAAAAAAAAGGGAAGACAAAGGAAAAUGUUAUCGUCUCAUAGAUUUAUGUAACUCAGUCAGUUAAAAUCUUGCAUCGGUUUUCACUUCUAUGGCUUUUGCAAUGUUUUCAAACUUGAUUAUAUAAUUCUUAUUUUCUAUGCUUACUAAGUAUGAGAAAAAAAAACUUUUAUUUAUUAUGCAAUCACCUCUACAUUGUGUGUUAGGCUGUUAGCUACAUAUACUGUUCAACACUUGCGGUGCCAUUUCCAUGAAAUAAGCAGAACAACAGUAACAUUUGUAAGAAAACACAAGUAGUAGCAUAAACAUAUAUACACAAGCAUGCAUGCCGGUGCAUCCUCCAACCAUGCCAAAGGAGAUCAGG